This is a messenger RNA of Fraxinus pennsylvanica, 603 nucleotides long. NCBI's taxonomy places the organism in Eukaryota, Viridiplantae, Streptophyta, Magnoliopsida, Lamiales, Oleaceae. The record is from the annotation of a GenBank genome assembly.
AUGGCAUCUUCUUGCAGCUGUCAAGGCCUUCUUCAACCCAAUUUCUCUAAAGGAUUUCAGCCUUUAGGCUCCCAUCGAUUACAUUAUCAUCCAACAACAUCAAAUCUGAAAAAUGGAGGCUCGUUUUUAGGCGAUUCGAAUUUGAAAUAUAUUCAAACCUUACGAACGAACAAAGGAUCGAAGAGAAGGGAGUUGGUAGGUGAAGCCACUCCAGAUCCAGAAGUAGCGAAUCAUCUUCUUUCUUUCUGGCCCUCUGAUAACCCAUGGUUCGCCGGGAUUGCCGGAUUUAUGGUGACAGUUCCUUUUUUGGCCCAAAGGUUAUUAACGUUGACAAAGGAGGUGGAUCUGGCGGCUCAGACGGUGGAGAAAAUAGCCGACGCCGUAGAGAAGGUGGCGGAGGAAGUCGAUAAAGCCGCAGAAAAUAUAGCAGAGUCACUCCCUGAAGGUGCCCUGAAAAAUGUUGUUCAUUUAGUUGAAGAUCUGGCUGAGGAAACAGCAAAGGAUGCUCAAAAAGUUGAAGAUUUGAUGGACAAGAUUGAAGAAAUUGACGACAAAGUGGAGGCAUAUUUCAGCAAUCAAUCUAAAGACAACCCAAGUAUCUAA